GCGCACACACCAAGCUUAGGUAAUCGUGAGCUGCAGGCUGCCAGCGCUUUCGUCAACACCAGCCUGGGGCAGGAGCUCCAGUUCCAACAGCAAUCGCUCCCACCCCCAACAACACAACCCACCUCCCGCAUCGACGACGCCUAGCCAUCUCCAUUUUUAGGUUACUAUUCGACCUCUCGACUGGGUGACGUUGUCCUACCGAUUUGCCUUUUCUGCAACCAGACAACCACCUCCACCCGUCUUCUACCCCUCCUCGUUGCAGUUGCCCGAGCAAACAUGGAGCGAUUCAGAAACCUGCUCGGCGGCGGCAUGAGCUUAGGCGGCUCUGCCCCGGGGACGGAUAACACCAACCUCAUCGACAAUUCCGAAACAGUCCACAUCUCAUCCCUCGCCCUCCUCAAGAUGCUCCGGCACGGUCGCGCCGGAGUACCCAUGGAAGUCAUGGGUCUGAUGCUCGGCGAGUUUGUGGACGACUUUACUGUUCGUGUGGUGGAUGUGUUUGCCAUGCCCCAAAGCGGUACCGGGGUCAGUGUAGAGGCUGUCGACCCAGUCUUCCAAAUGAAGAUGAUGGAUAUGCUGCGGCAGACCGGCAGACCCGAGUCCGUCGUUGGCUGGUACCAUUCCCAUCCCGGUUUCGGUUGCUGGCUCUCGUCGGUCGACAUCAAUACCCAACAAAGUUUCGAGCAGCUUACCCCGCGUGCGGUUGCGGUCGUCGUCGACCCCAUUCAGUCGGUCAAGGGCAAGGUCGUUAUCGAUGCGUUCCGCCUGAUCAACCCACAGUCUCUCAUGAUGGGCCAAGAGCCCCGUCAGACCACGUCGAACUUGGGUCACUUGAAUAAACCCUCUAUCCAGGCGCUUAUUCAUGGCCUCAACCGCCACUACUACUCCAUCGGCAUCAACUACAGGAAGACGGCCCUCGAGGAGAACAUGUUGAUGAACCUGCACAAGCACCCAUGGACAGAUGCCCUGCAGAUGGAGGAUUUCCGAACCGAAGGUCAGCGGACGAAGGACCGCCUCGAGCGGCUGGUUAGCCUCGCCGAGGGCUACGAGAAGAGGGUCAAGGAGGAGACAGAGUUGACUAAGGACCAACUCAAGACACGCUACGUUGGCAAACUGGACCCCAAGAAGCAUUUGGAGGAUGUUGGGCAGCAGCUAAUCGAAGACAACAUUGUUGCGGUGUCGAGGCAAAUGAUCGACAAGGAGGCCACGAUGGCGAAGAAGGACGCGCCGGGUGGGCCGAGUAGCCAGCGAAAUGGUGACCAGAUGGAAGUAGAGGAAGAGGAGCUCUGAAAUCACGGCUAAAUCGACAUACCCUUGGGCGAGCGGUGACCUCGGCCAGGCGUUGUAUGACUAGGCGUUCGGGUAGGGCAAGGGAGCUAGACGGGUAGCCAUUUGUUUGGCGCAUUCUAGCGCCUCGUCCGUUGCCGCGACCCAGCAAAACAUGUGCCUAGUGCUCUGCCUCUUAACAUUG
Chaetomium fimeti is the source of this 1471-nucleotide messenger RNA. RefSeq names its product JAB1/Mov34/MPN/PAD-1 ubiquitin protease-domain-containing protein. Bases 277 to 1290 code for a protein of 337 amino acids. Gene Ontology annotation, molecular function: proteasome binding; protein binding; metallopeptidase activity. The transcript is spliced from 3 exons. Gene Ontology annotation, biological process: protein deubiquitination; proteasome-mediated ubiquitin-dependent protein catabolic process. NCBI's taxonomy places the organism in Eukaryota, Fungi, Ascomycota, Sordariomycetes, Sordariales, Chaetomiaceae. Gene Ontology annotation, cellular component: proteasome regulatory particle, lid subcomplex. The record is from RefSeq and is a predicted model, not a curated record.